Molecule: messenger RNA, 3158 nt
Organism: Suillus clintonianus
Lineage: Eukaryota; Fungi; Basidiomycota; Agaricomycetes; Boletales; Suillaceae
Product: SNF2 family N-terminal domain-containing protein
Exons: 21
Coding region: 72-3023 (983 amino acids)
Molecular function (GO): ATP binding; ATP-dependent chromatin remodeler activity; metal ion binding
Source: RefSeq, a predicted model, not a curated record
CGCUGAAGUUUUUUGCUCAGUCGCGACGGAAAUGCCCUUUGUUUCUGUUCUCCCACCUUAGCACUGCUAUUAUGGUCUCCACGAGAAGCAAUGGCGCCCGUAGUGUUCGCACACCCGCAACUACGACUACAGGCACUCCAAGCACGUCCGUGUCUCCCCUGCUUAGUGGCGAAAAUUCUGCUGUACCUGAAACCCCUGACACCUCCGACGUCGGUGAGGAUCCAGUGGUCACGAAAGUCGCAACGAGAUCACUUGCAGCAAACCUUAUGAAUACGCGGAAGCGCCCUACAGAAGAUGCAGACGAAGACGAAGACCUCGCGGCUAGACCGGUUGCGACUAAACGGAGGGUCAUUCAAAAGGCGUUUUUCGUUGAGAUACCCAUUAAACAUUCGACCUUGAACUCAAAGCAACAAGCAACACCUGUUAAAGGCAAAGGGCGAGUUGUUACCUCCAACGACCAGCUUCCCUCAGAGGAUGAGGACCUCUCCGACGGCUCGGAGUAUAUUGAGUCGGAUGAUGAUGUCCCUCUCCCCUCAAAGAACGUGGAUGACGUCAUCUCGAGUUCUGAGGGAUACGAGUCAGAGGGUGACGAAGAAUUGAUGGUUGCUGCUGCCAUUGAGUUGUCCCGUGAAACAGCACGGCUCGCUGCUCAAGAAUACUCGGGAGUCGGCUCUUCCUCUAGAACUAUCGUUGCGUCGCCAAGCCUCAAGAUUACCAAGAAAGGUGCUGCUGCUGAACGUCGCCUGACACAGUCCGGUAGCAAGACCAAAGUCAAGGGAAAAGGAAAAGAUCGUUCUGCGGGCAGUGAGGAUGGGGAUUUCAUGCUCGCAAACAGCGAUUCAGCACUAUCGGCCUUGAGUUCAAGCGAAGAGGAAGUCCCGGUUUCCAAGGGCAAAGGAAAAGGAAAAGCUACGAAGAAGGGUAAAGACAAUAGGAAGUUUAUCGACACCGAACCCAUGACUUGGGUAGAGCGGUCUCAGCAGCGCCGUCUGCAAGCAGCCGAAAGGAGGGCCAACAAGUCAGAGGAGUAUGCAUUAAUGCAAGAGCUUGGCCGAAAGUUAACUUAUGCUGAGAAAUCUUCCUUGGCACUCAAGAAGUAUCACCCUGAGCUCAAGGACGUCUGGGGUAACAUCGAGUCCAGCAUCCCCAUCGUCGUACCGGAGAGAGCUGAACAGCCUGCUGGUUUGAAGGUCACGUUGCUUCCAUUCCAGCGGGAAUCACUCUCCUGGAUGCGUAAACAGGAGAAAGGGCUCUGGCAUGGCGGCAUGCUAGCAGACGAGAUGGGCAUGGGCAAGACUAUUCAAAUGAUAUCUCUCUUUGUGUCGGACUUGAAGCGUCCGAACCUCGUUGUUGCGCCAACUGUUGCUAUAAUGCAAUGGCGAAAUGAGAUCAAUACUCACACAGAGGGGAUGAAUGUCUUGGUAUGGCAUGGCGCGUCUCGUCUCAACAACCCCAAGGAACUGGAGAAAUACGACGUUGUGCUCACUACUUACGCUGUGAUGGAAAGUUGCUUCAGGAAGCAGCAGAGCGGCUUUAAGCGGAAGGGGCUUAUUGUGAAGGAACCUUCGCCUCUUCACCAGAUUAAAUGGAACCGAAUUAUUCUUGACGAAGCGCACAACAUCAAAGAACGCCAAACCAAUACUGCCAAGGCAUCCUUUGAGCUUGAGAGCAAUUACAAAUGGUGUCUAUCCGGAACGCCCCUGCAGAAUCGUGUUGGAGAGCUAUACAGUCUCGUCCGUUUCCUCGGGGGUGAUCCGUUCUCUUUUUAUUUCUGUAAGAAAUGUGCUUGCAAAUCGCUUCAUUGGAGGUUUACAGAUAAAAGGCAUUGUGACGACUGUGGUCACAGCCCGAUGCAACAUACCUGUUUCUGGAAUAACGAGAUUUUGACGCCUAUUCAGAAACACGGCAUGGAAGGGCCAGGCAAGAUUGCUUUUAAGAAGCUACGCAUUCUCCUUGAUAGGAUGAUGCUCCGUAGAACCAAGAUUCAACGAGCUGAUGACUUGGAUUUACCUCCUCGCAUGGUUAUCGUACGACGGGAUUACUUCAGUCCUGAAGAGAAAGAGCUUUACCUUUCGCUCUUCUCAGACGCGAAACGCCAGUUCAGCACUUACGUUGACUCUGGAACGGUUUUGAACAAUUAUUCCAACAUCUUCAGUUUACUGACUCGCAUGAGGCAAAUGGCUUGCCACCCAGACCUUGUGCUCCGCAGCAAGACUAACGGGACCCAGUUCUUGGGCUCUGACGAGGCUGGUGAAGCCACAAUCUGUAGGCUCUGCAGUGAUGUGGCGGAGGAUGCUAUCAAGGCCAAAUGCCACCAUAUAUUCGACCGAGAGUGCAUGAAACAGUAUUUAAGCACAGCUGGAGACAUGACGCCUGACUGUCCUGUUUGUCAUCUCCCUCUUACUAUCGACCUCGAGGCUCCCGCGCUCGAACUUGAAGCAAAUAUUCCUUCUGCUCGACAAGGAAUCUUGGGGCGACUCAACAUCGAGACUUGGCGGUCUUCCUCCAAGAUCGAGGCUCUCGUCGAGGAACUUUCUAAUCUUCGCUUGCAAGACAACACGACUAAAAGUAUCGUGUUUAGUCAGUUUGUCAACUUUCUGGAUUUGAUCGCCUUUAGGCUACAAAAGGCGGGCUUUUCGAUCUGUCGACUUGAAGGAACCAUGAGCCCUCAAGCUCGCGAUGCGACCAUUCAACACUUCAUGAACAAUGUUGGGGUUACUGUAUUUCUAGUCAGCUUGAAAGCUGGUGGAGUGGCAUUAAACUUGACGGAAGCAUCCCGAGUGUAUCUCAUGGACAGCUGGUGGAAUCCUGCGGUCGAAUAUCAAGCUAUGGACCGUAUUCACCGUCUCGGACAAUACCGUCCUAUUCAGGCCAUCAAACUUGUCGUUGAAGACAGCAUCGAAAGGCGGAUCGUCCAAUUGCAGGAGAAGAAAUCAGCGAUGGUGGAUGCCACGCUGUCUACUGAUGAUUCUGCGAUGGGACGGUUGACACCAGACGAUUUGAGCUUCUUGUUCAGACUGUAGCUUAUAUAUUGUUUACGAACGUACUGUACACACCCUGCCUUUUACAGGCAGUAGAAUAAUACGCUGUCGUUUCUGAUUCUACACGGAAUAUAUCUGAUUUACGAAGACCUGCUAAUCAUUUUUUAGCAAUUGUUG